Molecule: messenger RNA, 1328 nt
Organism: Ziziphus jujuba (common jujube)
Lineage: Eukaryota; Viridiplantae; Streptophyta; Magnoliopsida; Rosales; Rhamnaceae
Product: protein SIEVE ELEMENT OCCLUSION B
Exons: 5
Coding region: 255-1100 (281 amino acids)
Biological process (GO): phloem development
Source: RefSeq, a predicted model, not a curated record
AAUUUUAGAAUGUUUUUCACGUGACCCUUGAAGAUGGUUAUCUUGCAUGAAAGAUCAAAAUGUGUGGUUUUAAAGUAGGAUUGUUGGCAAUUGUUUUGUUAUGGUUAUAAACUUGGACAAGUAGUAAUCUUAAGAAAACAGCAAAACCUGGCCAGCUUCUCAUGUGUAGUCCAACCUUCAUGUCUUGGACUGGUAUAUAUAAAUAUAAUAGCAACAUGGCCAGCAAAGGGGCAGUAGCUUUUUAACACAACCAAAUGGAGGGUACCGAGCAUGUCGGCUUGUUAACAAUGUCGGAUAACAAAAUCAUGGAGUUGAUUUAUACAACCCAUGUUGUUCAUGGUGUUGAAAAAUUUGAUGUUGAUUCUCUCCUCCUCCAUGUCCAAAACAUCCUUUAUGGUGCAACCCAGAUUGUUGAUAAUGCUAUCCAGGGUUGGGAUGCAAAUCUGGAAUACAUAGAUGAGAAGGAGCUUAAAUCCAGCUUCAGUUCACCAUUUUGCACACUAAAGCAAAUUACUUGCGAGCUUUCUUGCAAGGCAGUACCAGGUGAAGAAAUUGCCCACAAAACAACUCUUUCAAUGUUCAACAAGCUUUCAAGCUACUCCUGGGAUGCAAAGGCAUUGCUGGUGCUGGCUGCUUUUGCUUUGGAGUACGGAGAAUUCUGGCUGCUUUCUGAGAUUAGCCAAUCUGACCAACUUGCCAAAUCAUUGGCGAUUCUGAAGCAAGUCUCAGUUCUCAAAAACCCCUCAGCUCUGCUGAAACAUGGAAAAGAUCUGUUUGAAAUUAACAGUCUUAUUAAGGUGGCUUUACAAGUUAUUGAGUGUAUCUUUGAGUUGGAGAAACUCUCUGAUUUGAGUCCAAAGGAAGUUCCUGCCCUCUCAUUAGCAAAACAUCGUAUCCCAGUUGGUGUUUAUUGGGUUAUCAUAGCUGUGAUUGCUUGUGCAACUAAGAUCAAUCUCCUCACUAGCAAUAAUGAGGGUCAUGAACAGGAUCUUUCAAUCUAUGCUUAUAGACUCCAUUACGUCCUCAACGAUCUUAACAGGCAGCUAGUAAUUUGCAAAAAACAACUGGGUUACCAGCUUUCAUUUCCCUUUAGAGGCUGAGGCUUGUAGGGGGCUCAAAAAAUAUCCUUUCCAGGCCUUAAUUAUGGAUGUGUUUAAGGGACUGAUUUUCGCUGAGGAUGUAAAACACUGCAGUUUAAAAUUGAACUUUUUUACUGCAAAAUUGUAAUUCUUAUAUGUAGGUGCUGGAAAAAUUAUCUUAUGUAGUAUUAAUGUGACUUAAGUUGCUGAUAAGUAUGAAAUAAGGAAAUAUUAUAUUUCUUUAGUGUA